CGCAGAAGUCGGAUGGGACGCGUGCACGUGCCCCCGCCACCCCCGAUUCCGAGCUACUCGCGCGUGUGCACUGCUGGACUGAGUCGAAGGGUUUCGGAGAAUUUUUGGCCAGAGCGUUGAGGACGAGAGACUAGUUGAUGCUUGCUGGAAGGCCCCUUUAUAACCUCCGCUUCCCUUCCUUUCAUUUCAGAUUGCGACCAUCGCUUGGUCCACCAUGUCUGAAGGAACCCUCGCGUCGGCAGUCGCCGUGCCUUUUUUUUUUAAUUUUUUUUUUUCUUCCGAGAUCUUCACGAAAAGGAGACAAUCCUCCGUAUCGGAGCACGAAAUCAAGCGCCGCCGCCUCAGCUCUCAAGGCGAGAUCUCUCCACAGGCCGGGCGACAACAGCAUUCGCCACAGGGGUCCGCGCCAGAUCGUCCCGCUGAACGGAGGCCCAAUCGGCAGGGCCGAGAGGAAGACCGCAAGCGCGGGCAGCGGCUGUUCGGUGGGCUACUUGGCACGCUCUCACAGAGCUCAACGUCGGCGGCGCAGAAGCGGCGCGCUGAUAUUGAGAAGCGGCAGCAGGAUAAGCUCAAGUCUCAGGCGGAUGAAUAUGAUGAAUUGAAGAAGCGGCGCCGGGAAAGACGUGAUGUCAUUCGCAGGAAAGAGACACCGUUUUAUGAGCGGGAGGCUAUGCAAACUCGGCAUUCGAACUUGAUAGCCAUCGCGCAUUUCCUCAAGACGCGAACAGAACCAGUCCUGUACUACAAGCCAUGGCAACUACGGUCCGGCGACGAAGACGUGAUACGGGAACAAGUCGAAGAGGCCGAAGCGACGGUCGCCCGGGAAGUCGCCGAAUUCGAUGCCCGGUAUCCGCCCGAGGCCUUCGUAUAUGAGAAGCCUGAGCCAAUAUCCGCAGAGGCGGCUGGUCCGCAAGCAGAAUCAGAAGAGCAGCCGAAGCAGGCAAAGCCAACUGCAGAGCCGGUCUCUGAGCAAGCCGCAUUGCCCAACCCCGAGGCUGAUGACAAAGAGCCCAAGGAGGCUCCGGUGGAGAAAGAUGCACAAUCCAGCAAGGAACCACCUUCCGAACCCAUUCAACCCGAGGCAGCCCCUGCUGACGGGGCCGAUGCUGCGGAUUCUAAGGAUGAUGCUCACCGUACUGCCCACGACGACGAUGGGGAUGAAAUGCUGGAGGAUAACGAGGAUACCGUGAUUUAUUAGCGAUCGUAUAUCGAGUUUAUUUAUUCUAUAUUCCGGACUUUAGGAUACCUAAAUAGUGACGUCUAACAAUCGAUUAUUGCG
Penicillium brasilianum is the source of this 1279-nucleotide messenger RNA. The record is from the annotation of a GenBank genome assembly. NCBI's taxonomy places the organism in Eukaryota, Fungi, Ascomycota, Eurotiomycetes, Eurotiales, Aspergillaceae.